AUGGUGGGAGCAUUAUUUCAGCCAAUCAAUCAAGUGAAAUUUACGAAUGUUGCUAUAGUGAAAUAUAAAUAUAAAGGCAAAAAGUUUGAAAUAGCUUGUUACAAAAAUAAAAUUAUUGAUUGGAAAAAUGGAACGGAAUUAAAUAUAGAUGAUGUUCUUCAGUCUCAUUUAAUUUUUACCAAUAUAUCCAAAGGGGAAAUAGCUAAAAAGUCAGAAUUAAAUUCUUGUUUUCAAUCAGACGAUAAUUAUAAAAUAUGUAAAACUAUUUUGGAGAAAGGCACCCUACAAAUAAGUAACAAAGAAAGAGCCAUACUAAAAGAAAAAAUUUACAAGGAUAUGAUUGAGAUAUUGCAUGAAAUGAGUGUAAACCCUCAGACAGGGUACCCUAUUUCAACAAAUAUGAUUGAAAGUAUGGUUAAAAAUAUUGGAUAUAGCAUAAAUAUUGAUGAUAGCGCAAAAAAGCAAGCAUUAAAAGUGUUCGACACCUUAAGUAAAGAAUAUGAUGAUAUAAUUCAAAGAGCCUUUAUGCGGAUUCAAAUAAUAUAUGAUGAUAUAAUUAAAGACGAAUUAAUAAAUCUUUUAAACAUGAAUAAUGUCAUUAUUGAAGAGGAAAAUAUUAUGAAUAAUAUAAAAAGAGAAGAUAAUGUAAAAUCUAAGGAUAAUGAAAUAGACAGUUAUUAUAAUAAUCAUAUAAAUGAAGAUAAAGGACGUCAUGUAAAUGAUGUAAAUGAUGCAGAUAGUAAUUUAGAAUUUAAAGAAAAUAAUAAAUCAGAUAACACAAAUAACUUUGAUAAUGUAAUACAUUCUAAUAUUAAAUUAAAAAAUGUUGUUAAGGAAAAUAGUUAUAUAUCUAUAGAUGAUGAAAUAUGUGUGAACGAAGAAAUUCAAAGAAAAAACAUAAAAGAUAGAACGAAUGAUUCUAUGUCUGAUAAUAUAAAUGAUAAUGUAAAUGAUAGUGUGUCUAGUAGUAUGAUUAAUAAUACACAUAAUAGUUUAGACGAUAAUAUAGAAUGUGAAGAUAAUAUUUAUAACAAAUAUGAGAAUAAUAAUAUAUCUAAUGAGGAUAAAAUAAAAAAAAAAUAUAUUGAGAAUAAUAAUAUUGUGGAAGAAAAACAAUUAAAAAUUGAAAAAAACGAAAACGAUGAUACAUUAUCUGACCACUUAAGUGAUCGUUAUAAAAUAAGUGGGAAAAAAAAAUCCAAAUAUGAAAAAGAAAAAGAAAAAAAAGACAGACACAUAGAAACAUAUAAAAUUGUAUUUUUAUGUUAUCCAUGUGUAUAUAGAUCUAUUGAAGAUUUCACAAAAGCCCAUAAAAAAAAUUGCUCCAAUAAAAUUUUAAAUAAUAAUGUAAAAAUUGUUACAUCAAACAAAAAAAAAGAAACUAAUGUCAAUAGAGAUAUGGAAACUCAAACAAGUGAGGCCAAAAAUUAUGAUGAUAAUAAUAAAAAUAAAAAAAACAAAAAAAAUAAACAUAACAAAAAUAGCAAAAAUAAUAAAAAUAAUAAUAAUGAUGAUAAUAGUAUGAAGAAUGAAGUGAGUGAGGAAGAUAACAUCAAAAGUAGUAAUAAGAAAGAUAGAAAAAAUAAAAGUAAAAAUAAAAAGGAUCAAAUUAAUGAUCAAAUUAUAACAAAAACUAAAGAUGAUAUAAGAAAUAAUAAUAAUAAAUAUAAUGAUGAGAAAAAUCAAAAUAAAAAUUAUAUUUAUAAUAAUGAUAAUAUUAGCAAUCAUCAAAAGGAAAUUAAUAGUAACAAUAAUAACAAAUUAAAUUCAGCUGAAGUUAUUAUGUGCACUAGUUGUUUAACCCCAAUAGAAAAAAGUAAUUAUAAAUUGCAUUGUAGAAGCGAUUUUCAUGUAUAUAAUGUCAAGAGGAAAUAUAAAAAAUUACCACCGAUUUCGUUAGAAGAAUAUAGAGAAAUAGAUUUUGACGUCUCUCAUUUUCACGUUGAUAUGUGA
Molecule: messenger RNA, 1953 nt
Organism: Plasmodium adleri (nom. inval.)
Lineage: Eukaryota; Apicomplexa; Aconoidasida; Haemosporida; Plasmodiidae
Product: ribosome maturation protein SBDS, putative
Exons: 4
Coding region: 1-1953 (650 amino acids)
Biological process (GO): ribosome biogenesis
Source: RefSeq, a predicted model, not a curated record